Molecule: messenger RNA, 975 nt
Organism: Bactrocera latifrons
Lineage: Eukaryota; Metazoa; Arthropoda; Insecta; Diptera; Tephritidae
Product: sodium/potassium-transporting ATPase subunit beta-1-like
Exons: 1
Coding region: 1-975 (324 amino acids)
Biological process (GO): potassium ion import across plasma membrane; sodium ion export across plasma membrane; intracellular sodium ion homeostasis
Cellular component (GO): sodium:potassium-exchanging ATPase complex
Molecular function (GO): ATPase activator activity
Source: RefSeq, a predicted model, not a curated record
AUGUUUGAGAAAUCUGGAACAUAUGUACUCGUUAAACGGUUUCGACGCGAAAAUGCUGAAAACGCUUUAGCUCUGAUAAGUGAGUCAAAAGAAAAAGUCAGCAGCGUUAAAGAACAACCCAAGAAACCUGAUAAGGGAAACAAGGAAAGCAGGAACGAAAUAGUCAAGACCCAAGAUGUGCAAUCGCAUAAUAAAACAGUCAGUGAUACACCGUUUAUGAGAGGGGUGAUCUAUUGGAUAGAAACAAUACUGUACUAUGCAAUAUUUUAUGCAGGAUUAUCCAUCUUAUUUUACAUCUGCUUUACGAUAUAUAAACUAACGUUGCCAGAGGAUGCUCCGCGAGCAUCGAAACUGCAGCCUUCCUUAGUUUACUACCCCAACUAUGAAUCCUAUUAUCUUAACCGUAUAUCUUGGAAUGCUAGCGAGAAGAAGGACAUCGAACUUAUUGUUACCAAUAUAAAUACCUUUCUAGAAAAAUUUGGUACGCGUCGCAAGUUCGGUAAUUGCAGUGUGAAUGAUUCUUAUGGUUACAAGACUCGUAAUCCGUGUGUAUUCCUGAAAGUUAACCGAAUCGCGGGUUUUCAAGUGGAUCCCAUUGAAAAUGCUCGGGAAUUGCAAAGGAGUGAACGUGUUUUAAAGAAAGUCAUCGACAGUCUUUCUCCAGAUAAACGUAAGGAACGUCUAUGGAUAUCAUGCAAAUCGAAUUCUUGGGUUAAUAUCGAAUAUUUUCCUCAAUCACGUUCAAUACCCAUGGAGCAAAUAAACACCCAGCAACCCGUGUAUAAGACAAAUAAUGGCUCCUCUUACUCUCAGGGUGAUUACGACCAUAUUGUAACGAUACAAAUUAUAAAUAUACCACAAGACCAGCUUUUCAAUGUUAAUUGCAAGAUGUUUGCGAAAAAUAUUGAGAAUGAUGACAAUAAUAAUCCGUGGAUAGGUGGUGUCAGUUUCGACAUGAUUUUAUUGACAGAUUAG